Jaculus jaculus (lesser Egyptian jerboa) is the source of this 645-nucleotide messenger RNA. RefSeq names its product EF-hand calcium binding domain 11 (gene Efcab11). The coding region runs from base 39 to 521 and encodes 160 amino acids. The record is from RefSeq and is a predicted model, not a curated record. Gene Ontology annotation, molecular function: calcium ion binding. Lineage: Eukaryota; Metazoa; Chordata; Mammalia; Rodentia; Dipodidae. Gene Ontology annotation, cellular component: cytoplasm. The transcript is spliced from 6 exons.
GGGAGCGGGUGGUGGCCUUGGCAGCUGUCGCGACGUUCAUGUCGGAGGCUGUCGCCGGGCCGCGGGCGUGGGAAGCCAGCCCCUCGGAACACAGGAAGUGGGUGGAAGUCUUUAAAGCUUGCGAUGAAGAUAACAAAGGCUACCUAAGCAGAGAGGACUUUAAGGUUGCCAUUGUCAUGCUGUUUGGGUACAAGCCUUGCAAGAUAGAAGCAGAUUCUGUGAUGUCUUCAGUCAACCCAACCACCUCUGGUCUAUCACUUACGGAGUUCUUAAAUAUCAUAAGGAAAAAGAAGGAAGCACAGCUCUAUCGGAAUGAGAUAAGACACAUCUUCACAGCUUUUGAUGUGCACUAUUGUGGAUUUUUAACUCUGGAAGAUUUCAAAAGGGCAUUUAGUCAGGUGGCUCCCAAGUUACCAGAAAGGACUGUUCUAGAAGUAUUCAGGGAAACAGAUCAAGACUCAGAUGGUCAUGUCAGCUUCAGAGACUUCGAAUAUGCCAUGAAGCAUGGACAGGCAGAAUGAAGGCAAAUUCUCGUGAACUACUUUUGGCAGAUCAAUAGAGUGUAAUGUAUUUGAAGGUCAAACAGACAUUAUUUCUGUAACAAUGUGAUGCUUUGUACUUGUGAUUAAACUCUCCAUCUUGGUA